AUGUAUUCCGGUAGCCUGAUCGACCUCCUGUCCUGUGCGCUGCAGCUGAACCGGUUCCAGGGCAGGGGAUACGCCAUCGGCGUCAGCUGCACGGUGCUGCUGUCCGACCCGCUGUCGCUGGCGAGGUUCCUCCGGGCGUGGGCGCGCACGCACGCCGAGAUGAUGGAGCAGAGCAAGGUCGCCCCCACGCCCAUGAUGCAGUACAUGGCCUACUUCCAGCGCCCGGAGAUCUGCUGCAAGCGCAUCAGGUCCUUCCCCGUCGACUCCGUCGCCGCCGACGGCGUCCACGCCCAGACCGUGCUCUUCAGGGCCGCGGCCGGCGACCCCCGCGCGCUCGCGGCGGCCUGUAUCGACCGGGCGAGCGAGGAGCUCGGGGCGGACAGGCCGUCGCGCUUCACGCUCAUCGUCGCCCCCGGAGACCCCGGCCGCGGGGCGACGACCGUCGAGACGUCGGUCACGGCGGACGGCCUGAACAAGGGCGGCGCCGGCCACGCGCUGGAAGCUGCGGAGUGGGGCGAGCUGGGGCUGGAGGAGCUGACUAUCAGGGACGUCAAGCCCGUGCAUGUGUCGUACAGAAUCGUGUCGGGCGGAGACGAAGGGCUCGUCGUCGUCAUGCCCGACGGCCAUGGUUUCCUCAUCACGGCCACGGUUCCAAAGUAG
Molecule: messenger RNA, 660 nt
Organism: Triticum turgidum subsp. durum (durum wheat)
Lineage: Eukaryota; Viridiplantae; Streptophyta; Magnoliopsida; Poales; Poaceae
Source: the annotation of a GenBank genome assembly